AUGGAUGCUGGGAUGAUGAGGGUCCCCGUUCGACUCCUGAGUGGGAAAGCUGCAAUACUGGAAGCUUCGAAGGAGACGACCGUCAGAGAGUUCAGAGAGAGGCUGGCAGCUUGGAACUCCGGCAAUGAGCUGGACAGAAAGCUCACCUCAGUGGAGAUGAUGAUCGGAAGCAGAGUGUUGAGUGACGAGGGCGGGACGCUACAGGAGGCGGGGGUUUCUCCAGAAGCUGGCGUGCACGUGGUGUUUCGCCAAAGGAUCGCGGAAUGCGCCACCAAAGGCGAGUCAGACUAUGACCUCGAAUCCGAGGAGACCCAAGUGUGGCUCAACAUCCCAGAAGGUCAAGAAGAAGUAGAAUCGCGGGCCUUCCGUGGAUGUGUCGCCGUGGCGGGUGCCACCAUACCGAACUCUGUGACUGCGAUUGGCUCUGGUGCAUUCCAUGGAUGCGGGUCUUUGGCGAGCGUGACCAUACCGAACUCCGUCACUGAGAUUGGCGGAUGUGUUUUUGCACAUUGCAGCUCUUUGACGAGCGUGACGGUUCCGAACUCUGUCACUCAGAUCAGCCCACAUGCAUUCGAUGGUUGCAGUUCUUUGACGAGCGUGACGAUGCCGAACUCUAUCACUCAGAUUGAAAAUUAUGCUUUCCAUGGAUGCAGCUCUUUGACGAGCAUGACGGUUCCGGACUCCGUCACUCGGAUUCGCCGACAUGCAUUCGAUGGUUGCAGCUCUUUGACGAGCGUGACGAUGCCGAACUCUAUCACUCAGAUUGAAGAUUAUGUUUUCUGUGGAUGCAGCUCUUUGACGAGCAUGACGGUUCCGGACUCCGUCACUCGGAUACGCCCACACGCAUUCGCUGGAUGCAGCUCGUUGAGGAGCGUGACGGUUUCGAACUCCGUCACUGAGAUUGGCACAUAUGCUUUUGCAGAUUGUAGCUCUUUGACGAGCAUGACAAUACCGAACUCUAUCGCGGAGAUUGAACAUUAUGCUUUCUCUGGAUGCAGCGCUUUGACGAGCGUGACGAUUUUGAACCCUGCCACUCAGAUGAGCAAGCACGCGUUCGCUGGAUGCAGGUCUUUGACGAGCGUGACGAUGCCGAACUCUUUAGCUGAAAUUGAGCCGGUCGCUGAGGCCGUUGACACGCGUGGACAUCCCAGAGUACAGGACCUCAUGUCCGGACGAGGCUAG
Messenger RNA from Symbiodinium natans, 1182 nucleotides. The record is from the annotation of a GenBank genome assembly. NCBI's taxonomy places the organism in Eukaryota, Dinophyceae, Suessiales, Symbiodiniaceae.